This is a messenger RNA of Drosophila novamexicana, 2566 nucleotides long. Its product is annotated as protein escargot. The record is from RefSeq and is a predicted model, not a curated record. NCBI's taxonomy places the organism in Eukaryota, Metazoa, Arthropoda, Insecta, Diptera, Drosophilidae. Gene Ontology annotation, molecular function: RNA polymerase II cis-regulatory region sequence-specific DNA binding; DNA-binding transcription factor activity, RNA polymerase II-specific. Bases 772 to 2340 code for a protein of 522 amino acids. Gene Ontology annotation, biological process: regulation of DNA-templated transcription. The transcript is spliced from 2 exons.
UAUUGUAAUUGCGUCUUGAUUAUUGAACAUCAAUUGUUUCGCCUAUUUAAUAGUCGAAACGGCACUGCGCAAGAGCCAUUCGCAACCCCCCAAAAGGUCUGAGCAGAACAACAAAACAAGACCUGGUGGGACUCGUGCUGAAGAAGAGCUUCACACGUUAAGUGCGUCGUUGAUCUGAAUGCGCCUCUGGGUUCGCUCUCUUGCAUGCACCAGCGUUUAGCUGCAGCUGCGGGGCCUGCACACCACAGCAAAGAUAACGGCAUUUAGCUGCACGCUGUUGUUGUUGCGGCGGCGUUAGCGAUUGGUGCAAGUGUACGCGCUCCGGAGUACAUAAAGCAUACAUAAACCAAGUGAGAACCGGUUUUGGCGCGGACCGCUGCGAUUGGCCGCGACGCACGCUAUCAACAGCACGACGUCGAGCACAUACACGCACACAUCUGCAGCCAGGUAAAUGCACACAAGGGAGCAGGUAAUUACUGCUCUCUCUCGCUACCAGCACGCUCUCUUGCGCUCUCUGGCUCUCCGGCUGCGCGCAGCGCUUGUGCCGCUUAUAAAAGCCGCUGGGCAGUCUCGUCUUGUUUCAGUUCUUCUCUUUCGUUCAUUGCAACAGCAACACAAACCAAUUGACGGCAACCCUACAUUGAGUUCGUUCAGUUCGUUAAGUUUUGUGCGCAACGCGAUGUUUAUGUGAAGCCAGCGUCAAAAUCAGUUCAGAGUUUUUGUGUGACAAUAAUACAAGAUAACCAAGGGAAAAAGAAAAACAGUUACAAAAUGCAUACCGUCGAACAUAUACUAGUGGAAAAGAACUACAGCAAGUGUCCUUUAAAGAAGCGCCCUGUCAACUAUCAGUUCGAAGCCGAACCCGAGGAUUUGUGCCUCAAAAAGAACAGCAACGAUGCCUGCUCGACAACAACAACAAAUGUUGAGGUCUCGGUCGCAGCAGCCGCCUCCAGCUCAGAGGAGGAGCUCAUCAAUGUGAGCGACUGUUGCGAGGACGAAGGCGUCGAUGUGGAUCACACGGACGACGAAGCGGAGCACAUGGAUGUGGAGCACGAGGAUGAGGAUGAUGUCGAUUGUGUCAACGUUGAAAGCGAUCCCAAACAGACACAGGCCGCUGCCCUGGCAGCUGCUGCCGCUGUGGCCGCAGCCUCGGCUGCGGCUGUCGCCGCCUCCGUAGUGGUGCCCACGCCCACCUAUCCCAACUAUGGCCUGCAGCCAUGGAACUUCCAUAUGUCGCCGUACACGGCGGAGUUCUAUCGCACCAUCAAUCAGCCGCAUUUGUCAGCAGCAGCAGCCGCAUCGGCGCCACUGCGCGCCGAGCUGCUCUCGCCCAGCUCACCAUCCGAUUCGUUGGGCUCGCUGUCGCCACCGCCGCAUCAUUAUCUACAUGGACGCGCCAGUUCCGUGUCGCCGCCGAUGCGCUCCGAGAUGAUACACCGACCGCAGUUGGGAGUGCGCCAGCAGCAGAGUUUCCUGCCAUAUCCAACGUAUCCUGCAGCCUAUUCCGCUCUGGGCUAUCCGCACCACCAGCCGCUGCAUCCCCAGCACCAUGCGCCGAUUUCGCCAGCCUACUCCGAGAGCUCCUACUACUCGAUGCGCAGUCUGACGCCCGAAUCGAGCUGUUGCUCGGUGCCGGAGGAUCUCUCCUUGAAGCAUAAACAAGCUGCUUCUGCCGCACACAGUGAUGCCGCCAGCAAACAGCUCAGCCACAGCAGCUCCGCCUCAUCAGCUGCAACGGUUUCUUCGUCGUCCUCCUCCACCUCCUCCGCCUCGUCUGUGUCGGCCUCGUCGUCGCCCAGCAAAAAGGACAAGUCGUCGCCGCCUCGCUAUCAGUGCCCCGACUGCCAGAAAUCUUACUCGACAUUCUCGGGCCUCACCAAGCAUCAGCAGUUCCACUGCCCCGCCGCUGAGGGCAACCAGGUGAAGAAGUCGUUCAGCUGCAAGGACUGCGACAAGACGUACGUCUCCCUGGGCGCACUCAAGAUGCACAUACGCACCCAUACGCUGCCCUGCAAAUGCAACAUGUGUGGCAAGGCGUUCUCCCGGCCCUGGCUGCUGCAGGGGCACAUACGCACCCACACCGGAGAGAAGCCGUUCAGCUGCCAGCACUGCCAUCGCGCCUUUGCGGAUCGCUCCAAUCUGCGGGCGCAUCUGCAGACGCACUCGGACAUCAAGAAAUAUUCGUGCGGCAACUGCUCCAAGACAUUCUCGCGCAUGUCGCUGUUGACGAAGCACAACGAGGGCGGCUGUCCGGGCGGCAGUGGCUCUGGCUCUGGCUCCAGCGCCGGCGCUGCUGGCUCCACCUCUGAGCUAUCCUACGGAGGCUACGCCGAGCCCUAGGCUCCCAGCUCCACCUCGUCGUAGUUCAUUAUCGCAUUACAACGUUCUACACAAGCCAUGUUCCACCAAAAAUUAGUUCCUAGCUCGAGAGUAAGCGGAAGCCGGCAGCUCCAAGACAAAUCCAAGACACACACACACACACACACGCACAACCAGAAAAACACACACCCAGUGAAACGUUAAAAUUUUUAUUUUAUUUUAUUUUUAUUUUCUAGUCAACAUUUUC